Messenger RNA from Cicer arietinum (chickpea), 1102 nucleotides. Its product is annotated as protein SRC2-like. The record is from RefSeq and is marked validated. Lineage: Eukaryota; Viridiplantae; Streptophyta; Magnoliopsida; Fabales; Fabaceae. Gene Ontology annotation, biological process: defense response.
CAUCAAUAUUCAUCAAAACCCAACAAAAUCUCUUUCUUUUUCUCUCCUUUUGAUCGAUCAUGGAAUUCAGAACCUUAGAUCUCAACAUAUUAUCCGCAAAAGAUCUCAAAGAUGUUAAUCUCUUCUCCAAGAUGGACGUAUUCGCCGUCGUUUCAAUCGCUGGCGAUCCUCUCAACCCACAAACCGCCACCACCCACACCCACCGUGACGGCGGAAAAAACCCCACCUGGAACUACCCCGUCAAAUUCACCGUCAACGAAUCUCUCGCAAAUCAGAAUCGUCUCUCUCUUGAGGUCAAACUUAUCUCCGAUCGUACCCUUUCCGGCAAUACCGUCAUCGGAACCGUCCAUAUCCCUCUCAAAGAACUCCUCGACAACCCCGCCGGAGAUUCUUAUCGGCAAGUUAGUUACCAGGUUGUAAAAUCCUCAGGAAAACCCCAAGGUACCUUAAACCUCUCAUACAAAUUCGGUGAACGCGUUGAAGCUCCGGCGAUUAAGCCGGCAACAAAAACGGCGGCGAAACAAGAACCAGUCAUGGCUUAUCCUCCUCCAGGAGCGGCGGCGGGCUCUAGUUCGGUGCCAUACGGUACUCCGGCAUAUCCUCCGCCGCAACAUGGGGCGUAUCCUCCACCGGCGGCGGCUUAUGGUGGUUACCCACCAACUCAACCGGGUUAUGGAUAUCCUCCUCAACAAGCAGGUUAUGGAUAUCCGCCUCAGCAAGCGGGUUAUGGAUAUCCGCCUCAACAAGCUGGUUAUGGAUAUCCGCCUCAACAAGCGGGUUAUGGAUAUCCAGGAGUACAGAAACCGCAAAAGAAUAAAUUUGGAAUGGGAUUGGGAGCAGGGUUGCUUGGAGGUGCAUUAGGUGGGAUGUUGAUUGGAGAUAUGGUUUCUGAUGCUUCUUCUUAUGAUGCUGGAUAUGAUGCUGGAUUUGAUGAUGGUGGUUUUGAUUUUUAAUUUAUGUUUUUUUUUUAUGGAUUUUACUUUUGCUUUUUAUUUUGAGGAUGCUAUUUGGCGUUUGAUAUUGAACCUAACAUGAAUUUGUAUUUAGCUUAUGUUAUAUACAUAAUAUAUAAUUUUUAUGUUUGUGAUAUCUAAUUUUGGUA